Messenger RNA from Exophiala aquamarina CBS 119918, 1923 nucleotides. RefSeq lists its product as uncharacterized. Gene Ontology annotation, molecular function: NADPH-hemoprotein reductase activity; flavin adenine dinucleotide binding; FMN binding. Gene Ontology annotation, cellular component: cytosol. The transcript has a single exon. The record is from RefSeq and is a predicted model, not a curated record. NCBI's taxonomy places the organism in Eukaryota, Fungi, Ascomycota, Eurotiomycetes, Chaetothyriales, Herpotrichiellaceae. The coding region runs from base 1 to 1923 and encodes 640 amino acids.
AUGACUACCGACAACGAACCAAACCAGGAUAGAUUCGCCCUGAUCCUCUAUGGCACUGAAACAGGGACCUCGCAAGACCUCGCCGAGGAAGUCAGCCGAUGCCUCGAUCGAUUGCACUUCCACACAGAUGUGGCCGGUCUGGAUGAUGUGAGCUUCGGGCACUUGGGUCUUUACGUUCUUACCGUCUUCGUCGUCGCAACAACUGGCCAGGGUGAUUUCCCAGACAAUGCUCGGAAGUUUUGGACUAGCCUUCUACGAAAGAAGUUGUCGUCUACCACUCUUGUUGGUACCGAGUACGCCGUUGUUGGCCUCGGCGACAGCUCGUACCCCAAAUUUAACUGGGCUGCAAGGAAGUUAGACAAGCGACUUCGACAGUUGGGAGCCACUCCGAUUAUAGAGUCAUGUGAGGCCGAUGAGCAGGGCGACGAGAGCACGGAUGGGGCAUUCCUAGCAUGGCUGCCUCUAUUCAGAAAUACAGUGCUGGACAAGUUUCCUCUGCCUCCAGGUCAAGCUCCUAUCGCGAAUGACAUUCUCCUUCCCAGCAAGUGGCGACUAUCAAGGAGCACUUCGACUUCUCGAGAGGAGUUCCGAAUCGCUCAGAAUAGCUCAAAGCCAAUAUCCACGGAUAAGUUUACAGCUGCCCUAGAGGUGAAUGAUCGAGUGACGCCACCGGACCACUGGCAGGACGUGCGAUUCAUGACUCUUACAACAGCGGAAAAAGCCGAUUACAUGCCUGGUGAUGCUUUGUCGAUUUUCCCUCGCAAUCUCCCAGGGGAUGUUACAUCACUGAUAGAACGUAUGAAUUGGCAUAAAGUCGCUGAUGUUCCUAUCCAUUUUGUUUCCUCUAGCCCAUCGUCGAACCGAAACUCCACUCUGCUUUCGGCGACAUCAAUACUUACUCGCGAAGACCUCACCCUUCGAAUACUUCUCACUGAGCACUUAGACAUCAAUGCAAUCCCCCGCCGAUCGUUCUUCGGAGCAAUCGCGAACUAUACGUCGGACGACAUGCACAAAGAACGCCUUCUAGAAUUUACAGAUCCACAGUACCUCGACGAGUACUAUGACUAUGCCACUCGGCCGAGAAGGAGUAUCAUCGAGAUUCUCCAAGAGUUCGAUACGGUCCAACUACCUUGGGAAGAGGCGGCGAAUAUCUUCCCAGCAUUGAGGCCUCGCCAAUUCAGCAUCGCAAGUGGUGGCGCCCUGAAACAGACGGCAAGCGGGCAUACAAAGUUCGAACUUCUCAUUGCUAUCGUCAAAUAUAGAACAGUUAUCAAGCGUAUUCGAGAAGGCGUCUGCACCAGAUACCUGGCACAACUCCCCGUUGGGACCAAACUUGAAGUAGCCCUGAAGAAAGAAGGCCGAUUCGCGAAAGCCGAAGGCCUGCUAGAUAAGAGUCAUAUUCUAAUCGGAGCUGGAACGGGGAUCGCGCCUCUUCGAGCUCUGAUACAUGAGAAAGUAUCCCAUGGGCACAUUUCUGGAUAUACUACCCUCAUGUUUGGCUGCCGGAAUGAAACGGCCGAUUACUUCUUUCGCGACGAGUGGACGUCAAUUAUGGACCAAGAAGGGCCACGUGACGAUCGAUCAUCGGCGCAGUCUGGUAUGGAGGUGAUUACAGCAUUCUCGCGUGAUCAGAAAUCAAAGGUCUACGUGCAAGAUCGGAUCCGCGAGAGGGCGGAUUUAAUAUGGAGAUUUCUCUGUGAGCGGGCCGCGACCGUGAUUGUCUGCGGCGCUUCAGGGCAGAUGCCGAAGGCAGUUCGGCAGGCGUUGGUGGAUGCACUUGCCAGUCAAGGGGCAGUGAGAGCAAAGGAUCUCGAUGACGGCAAGGGAGGAGGAGGAGAAUCCAUCCAGAGCCAAGAAGAUGCAGAGAAAUAUCUUGCAAGACUUGAGAAGGAGGGAAGGUACAAACAAGAGACGUGGUCGUGA